This is a messenger RNA of Salpingoeca rosetta, 4260 nucleotides long. RefSeq lists its product as uncharacterized. The transcript has 23 exons. Lineage: Eukaryota; Choanoflagellata; Craspedida; Salpingoecidae. The coding region runs from base 164 to 3799 and encodes 1211 amino acids. The record is from RefSeq and is a predicted model, not a curated record.
GCGGCCGUUUUGUGCCUUGCUUGUUUGCUUCAUCUGCUGUUGAGAUAACUACAACAGCCAUCAAGCAUUGAACAACAACAACAACAACAACAAGCAUCUUCCCGCAACCAUUAUCUUCUCAGCGCUGUCGCUGUUGAGUGAAGCCUGGACACGCGCCUCCGACAUGGACGGUGGGCGAGUGCCGGCGAGUGAGCCACCGAGGCUUCCGAGCUCGCGCCUCAGCCGGCUGCGACAAGCCUCAUCCCCCUCAAGCGGCAACUCCAGACUGAACCGAAGCUUCGAUGCUGCCACCACACAUGCCUCCGGCUACGACGUGGAGGACUUGGCAGCUCAGCGUGAGGAGCUGCAACAGCUCUCCCGUCAGCUUGAAGCAAUGCUGGCGGGCGGGAGUGGCGGUGAGAUCUUCGGAAACCAGGCAAGCGCACAGGAGGGUGGCGCUGCAGAUGCACUGGUGGAGCAAGAGGAUGAGGAAGAACAACAGGAGGAGGACGACGAGUACAGUGAUGAUGAGCACCACGAGGAUGAUGAUGAGGAUGAGGAUGAGGAUGGUGAUGAUGAAGAAGAUGAUGAUGAUGAAGAACAAGAAGAAGAAGAAGAAGAAGAAGAAGAAAUCGGAGAUGAUGAUUCGAACAAGGAGAAUGAAAACAACGCUGAUGGCGAUGAUGAUGAUGAGGAGGAGGAGCAACCAGACGAGGAACAAGGGGACGCGGAUGAUGACGACGAGGACGCUGCCUUCUCCAUGCAGGAGCUUGCGUUUCUGCCGGACGCGGUUGUGGAGCAGCUGCCCGAUGACCUCCGCGAAACCGUCAGGGACGUCAAGAUGCAGUACGAGCGCUUGGCCGAGAAGCAGCAGCAGCUACAAGAGCUGCAGCAGCAACUCCAGCUCCUGCAAUCCCUCCGCGGGGAGCCUGCGAGUGGCGACGACGAUGUUGGGCAGGCGCUGAUGGCCAUGCAAGGACUGCUUGGUCUGCAGGGCAUGACAGGCGAUCGUGAAGACGUGGACGAGGAGGAUGCUGCUGCUGCUGCUGCUGAUGAUGAUGAUGAUGAUGACGGUCAAGGGGGCGACAAGAACGACGGCGACCAGCACCAGCACCAGCAGCAGCUGUUUGGCCUGGGCCGGGAGCAGCUGGCGCAGGUGCUGCCGAUGCUCGGGGUUGACCUGGACCAGAUGGCCAUGCUCCAGCACGCCCUCGGCAUGCCCACCGGCGACGACGACAACGACAACAAUGACGAAAACGAUGGGAACGAUGAGAAUGAUGAGACCAAUGACACCGACGAGCAGCAGCAGCAGCAGCAUGAUGGUGGCGAUGCUGCGACUCAGCCGUCCCUCGACAACAUUGAAGAGAGCGUGGUGGCGGCGAGCGAGCUUGCACGGACGCUGCCGCAGUCGUCGACGCAGCGCGCUGAGCUGGACCGCCUGCUGCAGGAGCUCCACGAGACGCGCCGCAUGCGACAGCAAUUGUUGCAGCUGCGCUCCCUGCAGGAACAGCAGCAGCAGCAACAACAGCAGGGAAGCGGUGGCGAUGAGGAGGACGAGGAUGCCGCUGGCGAAGGUGCGACUGGCCAGGAAGGUGCCCAGAGUGGCGGUGCGCCCGUCCGAAGCAACGCCAACGACAGCCUGAACCUGAACCGCGCACAGCAGCACCGCCGCGGCCAGCCACAGCAGCAGGGUGGCGAUGAUGGUGAUGAGGAGGAGACGGUUGAUGAUGUCGUUGAAUCUCGCCGCGUGGCCGAAGCCCGGCGGGAGCUUGAGGCGAAGCGUGCACGUCUCGCUGAGCUUCAAGCAUUCCGUGACCGUCUCAUCCAGGAGGAGCAACAACUCCAACAAAACAGCGCUGCUCAGGAGCAGUAUCGCGAACUGCAGGAGCAGCAGCAGCAGCUCGCAGACCUAAGGACGCAGCUUGCGGCGCUGAAGGAGCAGCGGGCGGCGCUGUUGGAGCAGAAGCGGCAGCGCAUGCUCGCAGCCCAGCAGCAGCAGGACGAAGCCGAAAGUGACGGUGAAGACGAAGCCGAAGAAGACGGCGCCCAGCAGCAACGGCAACGCCGACAGCAACAGCAAGAGGGUGUCGAUGACGGGGACGAGGAAGAAGAGGAGGAGGACGAGGAAGAAGAUGAGGUGACGGAGGAGUCACGUGAGGCGCUUGCACAGCAGCUCUCUCAGGAACUCCAGCGCCACCAGCAACUCCUGGCCAUGCUGCGUGCUCAGAAGGAAGGUCUUCGCGCCCUGCGGUUUGGGCAAGCCGAGCAGGGGACAGGCGAAGACGAGGAUGAGGAUGAGCGCGACGAAGACGAAGAAGAUGAGCAAGGGUCCGCUUCUGCAGGCGGCAGCGGCAUCAACAGCAGAAUUGACGCGCUGCUUGGGCGGGUUGAGCAGCUGCGGGCGAUGGGGCACGGCGUCAUUCGUGAGGCGCAGGAGCUUCGCCAACGCAGGCAGCGCUCAGCCGCAUACCACGACGGCAUUGAGGAAGUGCCAGAGGAGGAGGAAGACGCCGACGACGACGAUGACGAGGAUGUCCAACAGCAGCAACAAGAGCAACAGCGGCAGCGGCGGCAGCGGCGCGGGCUGAUGGGGAUGGAGAUUGGGCCGCGGGAGGACGAGCUGUCUGGCCUGCGCCAGGCGGAGAUUGACGAGGUGCUGCGCAACCUGGACCACGAGAAAGGCUACCUCCUUCCAGGGCGCAUCUCCCCACGAUCAGGGUCUGUGUCGCUCGCGCCUGCACUUGGGGCGACGACGGAGCCCUCUGUUGCAGCUGAGAUGAGCACGACGAUGGCCGGCGAGGGCGAGGGCGAUGACGAUGGCGCCGAUGCUCAGGCCGACGCCGCAGAGUGGCAGCUUGAGCAGGACAUUAUGAUGGACGAGCUCGAUGAACUCCACCGCCUCGAGGAGCAAUACAGGAACACAAUUGAGGCUGCGAUGGAGCAGGGCGACCAGAACGCCGAUUUUGUCAUUCGCCAGCGCGGCCUCAUGGACAACCUCAACAGGAUGCGCGAACGCGUGCUGUUGCUCCGGCAGCAGCUUGGUGAGCAGCGCACACGUGGCAGUGCUGAUGCCGAGUACUGGCAGGAUGACGAAGAGGAUGAUGAUGACUACAACACCGCACGUGACGCCAUGGCGCGGGCCGUGUCCGGGGCAGAGUACCGCCAGCACCAGCGCGAGCUGCAGCAGCGGGGUGGCAUGUAUGGCCGCGAGGGGCUGAGCGACGUGUACGAGCGCAUUGCAGAAUACAACGACGACAUGCGUAUGGACGGCAGUGGCGGCGGCGGUGUUGAUGAUGAUGAUGAUGUUGUUGAGGACGAGGAGGAGGACCACCGCAUGGACCAAGUCAGCAACGCAGCAUACGCACAGACCCGCGAAGACAUUGAGAUUCGUCGCAGCGAGGAGGCGCACAACUUCCAGAUGGCCCUUGCCUAUGCCAGCAUCCUCGAACCAACAGAGCGGCACGAGUUUCUGAGCCUGUUCUUCAGCCGGCUGAUGGAGGGGCCCUUUGGCGCAUUUGUUGAGGCUGCACAGAGCUACUCGCUUAUCCUCGCCAACCUCGACGUCCGCAGCGACGGCGAGGUGCACACGGCCGUCUCCCGUGCUGCCCGCCGCCACCACCAGCAACACCAGCAGCAGCAACAACACCAGUACCAGGCGCCUGCGCAGGCGUGGCCGAACAUGUGGUCUGGGUACCCUGCCAUGUCGCCGGCACGAAUGGGGCUGCACACCCCUGCUGGCGGGAGGGGCCUUGAAGCCAGCAAUGCGGGCACCGUCCCCAGCACGGCCGCCGCCAAGCCCAACGUGAGUCGCCGCCGCUGAAUGCACACCACUGGCUACACUUUGACCACUUGACUUGCCACAUACACAUACACACACACAUUACGUGCUGCUGUGCAUGUGUGCGGUGUUGCUGCACCCUUGCUGCUGUUCAGAGUAACGUGUGUGUGUGUGUGUGCAGGGGGGGGGGUUGUUUGUCAGAGAAGUUAGCGACAACCAGGCAGUUGCUGUCUUUUUCGCUCAGCGUGCCGUUUCUUGCUGUUUUCUUCCCUUUAUGAGUUGCUUCGCGGGUGUUGCCACUACCUUCUCGUUGCGCUAUUUUCGUGCCUAUUCUGCUGUGUUUUCGUUGCUGGCGUGAGUGUGGUGGUGGUGGUGAGGGUGGGAGAGACAGCAUGUGUAGCUUGUGUUGUGAGGCGUUGUUUUGCUUGGUGGUUUGUUUGAUCCAUUUGAUUCGCCAACGUCUGUAAAGUGUGUUCUGUAGUCCAUUAAAAUCGCAACACCCG